AUGGAGAGUCUUCGAGUAAAGGUUCACGUAAAGCACGAAUUGGGACGAGCGCUUCUCGGCGAAUUCAUCGGCACUCUCGUCUUGGUGCUCAUUGGCACCUCUGUUGUGGCUCAACAUAUCCUCCCAAGUCCUCGCCUCAACGACUUCAUUGGAGUCAAUGUUGGCUUUGGUUUAGCCAUCGCUUUUGGUGUUGCCGUCUCGGCUAAACUCUCAGGUGGUCACAUCAACCCAGCCGUCUCCCUUAUGUUCCUCUCAUUCCGUGCUCUUUCCCCAGUCGCUUUCAUUCUCUACACUCUCGUGCAAACGGCCGGAGCUUUUGUUGGAGCUGCUCUUACCUAUGCUGUCUACCAUGAGGCUAUCGAAAAUUUCUCUCCCGGAGUUCGUUUGGUUGCUGGAGGCAAGGCUAGCGCUGGUAUCUGGGCCUCUUACCCAGCUGGCCAUCUCAGCCUCUUCGGUGGACUUGUUGACCAGAUUGUCGCCACGGCCGUUUUCUGCUUCUUGAUCGCUCACAUCACCGAUAAGCGUAACUCCUAUCCAUCAUGGGUUCAACCACUCCUCGUCGGUCUUUCCUUUGUCGCAAUCGGAAAUGCUUUCGGAUUCAACUGUGGCUAUCCAUGUAAUCCGGCUCGUGAUUUCGGACCUCGUCUCUUCACUUUCUUCUUCUACGGCGGUGAUGUGUUCACUCACAAGGGAUGGUUCUGGGUGCCAAUUGUUGGGCCAUUCAUCGGAGCACUCAUUGGAGCCUGGGUUUACCAAUUCGCCAUCGGUUUCCACACAACUAAAGAGGAGGAGACUCGCUACGUGAUUGUCGGCAAAUCGGAAAAAACCGAAGAGAGAAAGCCGCUCACCAGCACGGGCGAAGAAGUCGAAAUGCACACCGCU
This is a messenger RNA of Mesorhabditis belari, 882 nucleotides long. NCBI's taxonomy places the organism in Eukaryota, Metazoa, Nematoda, Chromadorea, Rhabditida, Rhabditidae. The record is from the annotation of a GenBank genome assembly.